Messenger RNA from Pseudonaja textilis, 2191 nucleotides. The record is from RefSeq and is a predicted model, not a curated record. Lineage: Eukaryota; Metazoa; Chordata; Lepidosauria; Squamata; Elapidae.
AAGUGUAAACAUUUAAAUAAAAUAAAAUAAUUUUGAUAACUCGCUUUUAGAUUGAGAAACAACGCAGCGACCUGUCCCGGGAACUGGAAGAGCUCAGUGACAGACUUGAAGAAGCUGGAGGAGCCACCACAUCCCAGAUUGAGCAGAACCGCAAACGGGAGGCUGAGCUGCUUAAGCUCCGGCGAGAACUGGAAGAAGCCGCCUUGCAGAGCGAGGCCACGGCUUCCACCCUGCGCAAGAAGCACACCGACGCCAUGGCCGAGAUGACCGAACACCUGGAGAACCUGCAAAGGGUCAAAUCCAAGUUGGAGAAAGACAAGCAGGUCAUGAAGGCCGAGAUUGAUGAUCUCAGCAGCAGCAUGGAAAACAUCCAGAAAUCCAAGAUGAAUGCUGAAGGUCAUGUGCGUCGGUUGGAGGAUAACCUGGCUGAAGCCAACUCCCGACUGGCUGAGAUGGAAAGGAAUCAAGCAGAAAUCAACGCCAUCAGGAACAGACUCCAAGCUGAGAACAACGAGCUGAGCCGAGAGCAUGAAGAAAGUCAGGCAAGGCUCAAUCAAGUCCUUCGGGUCAAGACAUCCCUCACGUCCCAAGUGGACGACUUCAAGCGACAACUGGAUGAAGAGUCCAAGGCCCGCAGUGCUGCAGUGGUCAGUCUGGCCAACACCAAACAUGACCUGGAUUUGAUCAAAGAGCAGUUGGAGGAAGAGCAAACCGGCAAAGCUGAGCUCCAACGCUUGGUCUCCAAGCUCAACACCGAAGUUACAACCUGGAGGACCAAAUAUGAAACCGAUGCUAUUCAGAGAACUGAGGAGCUGGAAGAGACUAAGAGAAAACUGACCGCCCGUCUUCAGGAGGCGGAGGAAACGGCCGAAACGGCGCAAGCUCGGGUAGCCAGCAUGGAGAAGUACAAGCAGAAGCUCCAGAUGGAAGUGGAGGAUCUAACUUUGGACCUGGAAAAGGCCAAUGCAGCCUGUGCAGUCCUGGAUAAGAAGCAACGGGCCUUUGACAAGAUGCUGUCUGAAUGGCAGCAGAAGUGUGAGGAGCUCCAACUGGAAGUGGACAAUUCCCAGAAGGAAUGUCGCAUGUACAUGACGGAGAACUUCAAGCUCAAGACGGCCUAUGAGGAAGCCUUAGAGCAGCUGGAAGCUGUGAAGAAGGACAACAAGACUCUUCAGGAGGAAAUCAAGGAUCUCAUUGACCAGUUGGGUGAGGGAGGAAGAAGUGUCCAUGAGCUGCAGAAGAUGAAAAAGAAGUUGGAAAUCGAGAAAGAUGAGCUUCAGGUGGCCCUGGAGGAAGCUGAGUCUUCCCUGGAGGUGGAAGAGAGCAAGCUGAUUCGCAUUCAGCUGGAGCUUGCUCAAGUCAAGGCAGAUAUUGACAGGAGAAUCCAUGAGAAGGAGGAGGAAUUUGAAGCCACAAGAAAGAACCACCAGCGUGCCAUCGAAGCUCUGCAGUCUAGCCUGGAUCUGGAGGCCAAAGGUCGAGCAGAAGCCCUGCGGCUGAAAAAGAAGAUGGAGACAGACCUGAAUGAAAUGGAGAUCCAGCUGGACCAUGCCAAUAAGAACAACAGUGAGCUGGUCAAGGCCUUGAAGAAACUCCAGCAACAGCUCAAGGACAUGCAGAUGCAGAUGGACGAAGAUGCUCGCCAACACGAGGAGCUGAGGGAACAGUACAAUCUCCAAGAACGCCGGCUCAGCCUUCUCCAGACAGAGUUGGAAGAGGUGCGCACCGGCCUGGAGGGCAGUGAACGCUCGCGGAAACUCAUCGAGCAAGAAUUGGUGGAAGUCUCCGAAAGGCACAACGAACUCAAUGUUCAGAACCAGAGCUUGCUGGUGAUCAAGCGUAAGCUGGAAUCUGACCUCACGCGCAUAACCAAUGAACACGAAGAACUCAUCAGCGAAUUCCGAUCGGCGGAUGAGAAGGCAAAGAAAGCCAUGGCGGAUGCCGCCCGCAUGGCUGAAGAACUGCGGCAGGAACAAGAUCACUCCAUGCACUUGGAGAAAAUCAAGAAGAGCCACGAGGUCACCAUCAAGGACCUGCAGGUCAAGAUGGAAGAAGCUGAGCAACUGGCCUUGAAAGGUGGGAAGAGGACCAUCAUGAAGUUGGAGGCUCGGGUAAGAACCUCUCUCCACUCCCCACCCCCAUCCAAUUACUAACACUUCCCACGUUCUUUGUGGCAUCUGACCAGGAUCAU